AUGGGGAACGCUCCGAGUCACAGCAGUGAAGACGAGGCGGCAGCCGCCGGGGGCGAGGGCUGGGGUCCGCACCAGGACUGGGCCAAGGACUCGGGGACGACCCCCGGCCCGGGCCCCGUGGCCCCGGCGCUACCUCCCGCCGCAGCGCUACUGGAGCCGGCCCGACUGCGAGAGGCGGCGGCUGCGCUGCGGCCCCCCGGCGAAGAGUCCGUCACCCUGGAGCAGUUCGGGGAGCUGCUGGAGGCUCGUGGCGCCGGCUUCUCGGGCGAGCGGUUCGAGGAGGCCUUUGCCCAGUUUGAUGCCGAGGGUGAUGGUACCGUUGAUGCUGAGAACAUGUUGGAGGCUCUCAAGAAUUCCAGUGGAGCUAAUCUUCAAGGGGAGCUGAGCCAUAUCAUCAGACAGCUGCAAGCCUGUUCUCUUGUUCCAGGUUUCAUAGACAUAUUUUCAGAGUCCAAGGAGGGCCUGGAUGUUCACUCAUCAAUGAUCCUGCGCUUCCUGCAUCGCAACCGGCUCUCUAGCACCGUCAUCCCCUACCCUAUGUUGGACCACUGCAAUAACAUGAGCACCAUGAGGGCUUCUGUUCUGAAGGACUCUCUGGAUCAACUGGUACAAAAAGAAAAGGAGAGCCCUGGAGAUCUAACUAGAAGUCCAGAGAUGGACAAACUCAAGUCAGUAGCAAAGUGCUACGCUUAUAUAGAAACAUCCUCCAACCCUGCAGACAUUGACAAGAUGACAAAUGGAGAAACGUCAUCAUACUGGCAGUCAGAUGGCAGUGCCCGCUCACACUGGAUUCGUUUAAAAAUGAAGCCAGAUGUUGUGCUUAGGCACCUGUCCAUUGCAGUGGCUGCCACUGACCAGAGCUACAUGCCGCAGCAGGUGACUGUAGCUGUGGGGAGGAGUGCCAGCGAUCUUCAGGAAGUCCGCGACGUGCACAUUCCCAGCAAUGUCACUGGCUAUGUGACACUGCUGGAAAAUGCCAACAUCAGUCAGCUCUAUGUCCAGAUUAACAUAAAGCGUUGUCUUAGUGAUGGAUGUGACACUAGAAUUCAUGGUCUGAGGGCUGUUGGCUUUCAGAGAGUCAAGAAGUCUGGGGUCUCAGUCUCAGAUGCUUCUGCAAUAUGGUAUUGGUCUCUGCUGACAUCUCUGGUGACGGCUUCCAUGGAGACAAAUCCCGCCUUUGUCCAAACAGUGCUACGCAACACUCAGAAGGCACUGCAGCACAUGCCUCCACUUUCCCUCUCACCAGGAUCUACAGAUUUCUCAACUUUCCUGUCUCCCAACGUUCUGGAAGAAGUGGACAGCUUCCUCAUAAGGAUAACUAGCUGCUCUUCUACUCCAGAGGUGGAGCUGACUCUUCUGGCUUUUGCACUAGCAAGAGGGAGUGUUGCCAAAGUGCUGAGCUCUCUGUGUGCUGUCACUGACCACCUGGACACACACUAUGAUGCCUCAUCCCUCAUCUCAUCCAUGGCAUCAGUCAGGCAGAACCUGCUCCUUAAAUAUGGUAAACCCCUGCAGUUGACUCUUCAGGCCUGUGAUGUCAAGGGAAAAGAAGAGAAGUCAGGACCUGAAAACCUCCUUGUUGAGCCAUGGACGAGGGACGGUUUUCUCACAGAGACUGGAAAAACCAGAGCAAGUACUAUUUUUUCUACAGGAACUGAAUCUGCCUUCCAAGUUACUCAUAUCAGAAUUAUGGUUCGACGUGGUGGCAUUGGUGCCCAGUGUGGGUUGGUGUUUGCCUAUAAUUCAUCUUCUGAUAAAUUUCAUGCAGAAGAACACUUCAAAAGGUUUGAAAAAUAUGACAAAUGGAAGCUUCAGGAAUUCAGGCAAUUUGUAAAAAGCAGGAUUGGUUGCCUGUCUGAUAACCUUGGCGAGGAUGAUCCUAUUGGCUGGUUUGAGCUGGAGGAAGAGUGGGAUGAAGCAGAUGUCAAGUUGCAACAGUGCAGGGUUGCCAAGUAUUUGAUGGUGAAGUUCCUCUGCACCCGCCAGGAGUCGGCAGAGCGCCUGGGAGUACAAGGCUUGAGCAUCAGCGGGUACCUUCGGCCCGCGCGGGCAGAAGCAGAGCAGAGCAUUGUCCGUACUCACUGCAGAAAGGGCGUGGAGGAGAGCGUCUGUGGGGCCACACUGCUCCUCAGGACCCUUCAGUUCAUCCAGCAGCUCGCCCACGACCUGGUACAGCAGAAGGAAAGUGGCUUAAAAUACAGAUCUUUUCUGGACUUCGCGGGUCUUGAUUUGCAGAUCUUCUGGGAUUUUUACAGUAAAUUAAAGCAAAACCCAAGGGAAGAAUGCGUCUGUGCCCAAACCCUGCUUCUGCAGCUCCUCCAGAGCUGUUUCUCCGUGCUGCAAGGAGACGUGUCGGCCACCUCUGAGGACGCCAAGGCUCCAAGCAUGAGCCGUAGGCGGGUAGAGGCCGCCAAGGAGCUCUACACACACCUGUGUGAUGUGGUGGAUAGGGUGGAUGGAGACUCUGCACCCAUGGAAAUACUGAAACAAGAAGUCAGGAAUACCCUUCUUAAUGGGGCUGCCGUCUUCUUUCCUGAUCGACAGACCCGGCGGGACCAUCUCUUCACCAUGAUGAAUGUCACUGAGCAGGAACACAAGCAGUCCCUGCAGCUCACUUUCCGCUCACUCUGCACGUAUUUUAGUGAUAAGGAUCCAGGCGGCCUUCUGCUGUUACCUGAGAAAGGCGACCUGGCCGACAUGGACAUCAGUGAAGUGCUGGCGGUCAUGAGCACUCUGCUCUCUGUUGCUGCUCGAGAGUGUGAGCUGUUGAUGGUCGAUGGGGCCCAAGGGGAGGUGGGCUCUGUGCUCUUCUCCCUGUUCUGGUCUGUCCAAGGCAGCCUCCUGUCCUGGUGCUACCUGCAGCUGAAGAGCACGGACUCUGGAGCCAAAGAUCUUGCCGCUGACCUUAUUGAAAAAUAUGUGGGACAGUUUCUGGCACGCAUGAGAGUGAUUUUGGAAUCCCUUUUGUCACAAUAUAGCGGGAAAACUGUAGUAGAAAAAUUAUGUAAUUCGGUGUUUUCAAUGGCAGCUCGUCAACUGGUGAUCUUUCUGCUGGACUUUUGCACAUUAGAUAUUUCACACUGCACGCUCUUGAGAGAGUUCAGUGCCCUGACAGAGCUGUUGAAGGAGCUCUGCAGUGACCCUGAUGGAGGACUGAACAAGCUGGAUGUGGAGACUUGGCAACAGGAAUGUCCUGUGGUGUUACAUACGUGGACCAAGGAGUCUGCUCACAACUAUGAAAAUAACUGCCAUGAGGUGUCUGUCUUUGUUAGCCCAGGGGCAACCUAUUUUGAGGUGGAAUUUGAUGAGAGAUGUGAAACUGAGAAAAGGUAUGAUUAUCUGGAAUUUACCGACGCUAGAGGUGGGAAAACACGCUAUGACACAAAAGUCGGCACUGAUAAAUGGCCCAAGAAAGUGACCUUUAAGGCUGGUCCCCGGCUGCAGUUUCUCUUUCACUCUGACAGCAGCAACAAUGAGUGGGGCUACAAAUUCACCGUCACUGCCUAUGGCCUGCCUGAUGUCGCCGUGUCUUGGGGCUUGGAUUUACAGCUCCUUGUUUCCCGGCUGAUGGGACGCCUCGCUUCCCAGUGCAUGGCACUCAAAUCCGUGCAUCAGUUAGGAAGUAACAUGGCAAUACCUCAGGCAAAAAUGGCAUUAGUCCUAAACUCCCCCUUGUGGAAACCUGUCUUCAGGCACCAAAUAUGUCCAGAGUUGGGAUUAGAAGCAAGCUGGCCCACUCACCCACCCCAGGAUAAUAAGGAGGUUAAGAACAUCCCUGAUGAUCCCUGCCACCAAUUUCUUCUUGACUUUGCACAGUCAGAUCCUGCCCAGAACUUCUGUGGGCCAUAUUCAGAACUUUUCAAAGGAUUCAUACAGGCAUGUAGAAAACAGGCCCCAAAGACAGAUAUAGUUGCUGGUUCCACUAUUGAUCAAGCUGUGAACGCCACCUUUGCUGCUCUGGUGUAUCGCACUCCAGAUUUAUAUGAGAAGCUGCAAAAAUAUGUAAACAGUGGGGGCAAGACAGCCCUGAGUGAGGAGUUCGCACAGGUGUAUUCCUUGGCAGAUGGGAUUCGAAUAUGGAUGUUAGAGAUGAAGCAGAAGUCCCUGAUGAGCCUGGGGAAUGAGGCAGAAGAACAACGUGGGCCAGAAGCUGCUGAGGUGCACCCCGCGAGCCUGGAGUGUAUUCAGAAGAGUCUUCUACUACUGAAAUUUUUGCACAUGGGUGUAAGUUCAAAAGAAGGCUGUGACAAGUUGGUGGCUGUAGAUGACACAGAUCAUCUGCGGCCACUGGACAAGCGCCAGAGUACAAGCUCUGUGGUGGAAGAACAUUUCCAAGCCUCUGCAUCUCCCACCAAAGCAGCGCCCCCUGCUGUGGAAGAUAGGAGUCCUGGCUUGGAUGUCCUGCCCACGCUGCCGCCCAGCAGUGGUGCUCCUGCCACGGAAGUGUCCUCUGCCACAGCUGAAGAGCCCUCGUCACCUUCCACUCCCACCCGGCGGCCUCCCUUCACCCGGGGGCGGCUCCGGCUGCUCUCCUUCCGCUCAGUGGAGGAGGCCAGACCGUUGCCCACAGUGAAAGAGAAGUACCCUGUGCUGAAGGAUGCCAUGGACUUCAUUAAAGAUCAGUCACUCUCCCACGAGAGUGUUGUAAAGGUUCUUUCCUUGAGGAAGGCCCAAGCCCGGAGCAUUCUCGAGGUCCUGAGGAUCAUUCAGUGUUGUACAGAGUCCCUUGGGCAGCCUCACUGCUUCCACCCGCCUUUCAUACUUUUCCUGUUGGAACUUCUGACCUGCCAGAAAGAGUUUACCAAUUAUUUUGGACACCUGGAGGGCUGUGGUGCGGAUCUACACAAAGAAAUUCGAGACACUUACUAUCAGUUUGUUCUGUUUUUGGUCAAAGCAGUUAAAGGAUUUAGUAACAUAAACGACAGGUCCUUGCUGCCUGCCUUGUCCUGUGUCCAGACAGCCCUGCUUCAUCUUUUGGAUAUGGGCUGGGAACCCAGUGAUCUCACCUUCUUUGUUGACAUUCAGUUACCAGAUCUCCUCAUGAAAAUGUCACAAGAAAAUAUAAGUGUCCAUGACAGUGUGAUCAGCCAAUGGAGUGAAGAAGAUGAGCUUGCUGAUGCCAAGCAGAAUUCAGAAUGGAUGGAUGAGUGUCAGGAUGGCAUGUUUGAGGCCUGGUAUGAAAAAAUAGCCCAGGAAGAUCCAGAGAAGCAGAGGAAAAUGCACAUGUUUAUUGCUCGCUACUGUGACCUCUUAAACGUGGACAUCUCUUGUGAUGGGUGUGACGAAAUUGCCCCCUGGCAUCGCUACCGGUGUCUGCAGUGCAGCGACAUGGAUCUCUGCAAGACUUGCUUCCUAGGUGGGGUGAAGCCUGAGGGCCACGGAGAUGACCACGAAAUGGUCAACAUGGAGUUUACGUGUGACCACUGCCAGGGUUUGAUCAUAGGCCGGAGGAUGAAUUGCAAUGUGUGCGAUGACUUUGACCUUUGCUAUGGAUGCUAUGCGGCCAAGAAAUAUUCCUAUGGCCACUUGCCUACCCACAGUAUCACUGCCCAUCCGAUGGUGACCAUCCGGAUCAGCGACCGGCAGAGGCUCAUCCAGCCCUACAUCCACAACUACUCCUGGCUGCUCUUCGCCGCCCUGGCUCUCUAUAGCACCCACCUGGCCAGUGCCGAGGACGUGGAUGGCGAAAAGCUGGAUCCCCAGGCCCGCAGCAGUGCUGCCACCCUGCGGAGCCAGUGCAUGCAGCUCGUCGGGGACUGUCUGAUGAAGGCUCACCAGGGAAAAGGUCUUAAAGCUCUAGCUCUUCUUGGUAUAUUGCCAGACGGUGACUCUACUUCAGAAAAGCAGGCCCCACCGGUCACUGUGCCCACCCAGACAUCAGAGGAGCAGCCAGAGAAAAAAGCCAUCCAGGCUGCUGUGGAGCCAGCCGAUGCAGGCCCAUUUGGGAAGAGGGAUGCCCCUAAGGAAGUCAGACCUUUAGACUGCAAGCAGAGGAGCAAGGCAGGGGGAGCUGCGUCACUACUGAAGGGUCCUUCCUGCCAGACGCAGAUUUCAGACUCACCUGCAGAUGCCUGUGCACCUCCAGAACUUCCAGAUGCUGAAAAUUCAGAAGCAUCAUCUCAGAAGCCCAUCGAGGAAAAGGCAGUUACUCCAAGCCCUGAGCAGGUGUUUGCUGAGUGUUCCCAGAAGAGGAUUUUGGGAUUAUUAGCAGCCAUGUUACCUCCCUUAAACUCGGAUCCCACAGUCCCCCUGAUAGACCUGGAGCACGUGCUCCCACUCAUGUUCCAGGUCGUCAUCUCAAAUGCAGGCCACCUGAAUGAAACGUAUCACCUCACCCUGGGUCUUCUUGGCCAGUUAAUCAUCCGCCUUUCACCAGUGGAGGUAGAUGCCGCAGUGACCAAGGUCCUCUCAGCCAAGCACAACCUGUUUGCAGCAGGGGACAGUUCCAUUGUGCCAGAUGGCUGGAAGACCACCCACCUGCUCUUUAGCCUGGGAGCUGUGUGUCUGGACAGCCGCGUGGGCUUGGACUGGGCCUGCUCCAUGGCGGAGAUCCUGCGGUCACUCAACAGCGCCCCCCUGUGGCGUGACGUCAUUGCCACCUUCACAGACCACUGCAUCAAGCAGCUGCCCUUCCAGCUGAAGCACACCAACAUCUUCACGCUGCUGGUGCUGGUCGGCUUCCCCCAGGUCCUCUGCGCGGGGACCCGCUGUGUUUAUAUGGAUAAUGCCAACGAGCCACAUAAUGUGAUCAUCUUGAAGCACUUUACUGAGAAGAACAGGGCUGUGAUCGUCAACGUCAAAACCCGGAAGAGGAAGACAGUGAAGGACUACCAGCUGGCCCAGAAAGGAGGAGGACCAGAAUGCAGCAACUCUCAGGCCCAGCUGAGCCAAUACUCCCAGCACUUUGCCUUUAUUGCCAGUCACCUUCUGCAAACCAGCGUGGACAGCCAUUGUCCCGAGGCAGUGGAAGCAACUUGGGUCCUGUCCCUGUCCCUCAAAGGAUUAUACAAAACACUAAAGGCUCAUGGUUUUGAAGAGACCCAUGCUACCUUCCUUCAGACUGAUUUGCUGAAGCUGCUGGUGAAAAAGUGCAGCAAAGGGACCGGCUUCAGUAAAACGUGGCUCCUCCGGGACCUGGAAAUUUUGUCCAUCAUGCUGUACUCCUCAAAAAAGGAGAUCAGCACUUUGGCUGAGCAUGGAGAGCUGGAGCUGGAUGAGCAAGGGGACCAAGAGGAAGAGGUGGAACGGUCAGUCAGCAGCCCGGGUGAGCCAGAGCAGAAGAAGCUGGACCCUCUCGAAAGCCUGGAUGAGCCCACCAGGAUAUGUUUCUUGAUGGCUCACGACGCCCUCAAUGCCCCUCUGCACAUUCUCCGGGCCAUAUACGAACUGCAGAUGAAGAGGACUGACUCUUUCUUCCUGGAGGUUCAGAAGAGGUUUGACGGGGAUGAGCUCACCACUGAUGAAAGGAUACGGACCCUGGCUCAGAGAUGGCAGCCCAGCAGGAGUCUGAGACUGGACGAGCAGAGCGCCAAAGCUGUGGAUACAGACAUGAUUAUAUUACCAUGCUUGUCCCGGCCCGCACGCUGUGACCAGGCCACCAUGGAGUCAAACCCCGUGACCCAGAAGCUGAUCUCCAGCACGGAGAGUGAACUGCAGCAGAGCUAUGCCAAGCAGCGGCGCAGCAAGAGCGCCGCCCUCCUGCACAAAGAGCUCAACUGCAAGAGCAAGAGGGCUGUGCGCGACUACCUCUUCCGCGUGAAUGAGGCCACAGCAGUCCUGUACGCCCGCCACGUGCUCGCAUCCUUGCUCGCUGAGUGGCCAGGGCACGUGCCGGUGAGCGAGGACAUCCUGGAGCUGAGUGGCCCUGCCCACAUGACCUACAUUCUGGAUAUGUUCAUGCAGCUGGAAGAAAAGCACCAGUGGGAGAAGAUACUGCAGAAGGUGCUCCAGGGCUGCCGAGAGAGCAUGCUAGGCACCAUGGCCCUGGCUGCCUGCCAGUUCAUGGAGGAGCCAGGAAUGGAGGUGCAAGUGAGGGAGUCGAAACACCCGUAUAACAACAACACCAACUUUGAGGAUAAAGUUCACAUUCCUGGUGCAAUCUACCUCUCAAUCAAAUUUGAUCCUCAGUGCAAUACAGAGGAAGGCUGUGACGAGCUAGCCAUGUCCAGCAGCAGUGACUUUAAGCAGGAUCGACACAACUUCAGUGGGUCUCAACAGAAAUGGAAAGAUUUUGAGCUUCCAGGAGAUACUCUGUAUUACCGCUUCACCUCUGACAUGAGCAACACCGAGUGGGGCUACAAAUUCACUGUGACGGCUGGGCACCUGGGGCGAUUCCAGACAGGAUUCGAGAUUUUGAAGCAGAUGCUGUCAGAGGAAAGAGUUGUGCCGCACCUCCCAUUGGCCAAAAUUUGGGAAUGGCUGGUGGGCGUGGCCUGUCGCCAGACUGGUCAUCAGCGGUUAAAAGCCAUCCACCUACUCCUGAGGAUCGUGCUCUGCUGCACCCACAGCGACCUCUGUGACCUCAUGCUGUUGAAGCCCCUGUGGCAGCUCUUCACCCAAAUGGAGUACAGCCUGUUUGAGGACGUGACACAGCCUGGCAUCCUGCUGCCCCUGCAUCGCGCCCUUACCGAGCUCUUCUUUGUCACUGAGAACCGCGCCCAGGAGCUCGGCCUGCUGCAGGAUUACCUGCUGGCCUUAACCACCGACGACCACCUUCUGCGCUGCGCGGCGCAGGCUCUGCAGAACAUUGCUGCUAUCAGCCUGGCCAUCAACUACCCAAACAAGGCCACCCGCCUCUGGAAUGUUGAGUGUUAG
This is a messenger RNA of Lipotes vexillifer (Yangtze River dolphin), 8814 nucleotides long. RefSeq names its product zinc finger ZZ-type and EF-hand domain containing 1 (gene ZZEF1). Lineage: Eukaryota; Metazoa; Chordata; Mammalia; Artiodactyla; Lipotidae. The record is from RefSeq and is a predicted model, not a curated record. Gene Ontology annotation, molecular function: zinc ion binding; calcium ion binding. The transcript has 56 exons. Bases 1 to 8814 code for a protein of 2937 amino acids.